Bursaphelenchus xylophilus (pine wood nematode) is the source of this 991-nucleotide messenger RNA. The record is from the annotation of a GenBank genome assembly. NCBI's taxonomy places the organism in Eukaryota, Metazoa, Nematoda, Chromadorea, Rhabditida, Aphelenchoididae.
AUGGAACUGUUGAAGAUUAUCGCGGAAGCUUUGCGAGGAGCGUCCAUCGUUAUGAUUUUGGUCAGUUUUUUCCUUUGCAACUAUGGAAUUCUUCAAGCGGACUGGGGUUAUUUCAACAAUGACAUCGCAUUCGGCCCAUUAGGAGGCCCCGUCUGCUAUCACAACAAUACGGAGGAUGUACAGAAAUGCAAAGAUGCGUUUCGAGUAAGUUCUACAUGUCUUCUUGGCGUGCAAACCCUAUCCAAAAAAUGGAAACGCUACCGCCGCGGACCUGAUCCAGUGGCAAAAAAUGUACCAUUUUGCAUCCGGAAAGUAUCAAAAUUGUAGCAAAAUACCUCCAUCUCGAAGUGGAAAACUCCAAUCUUUUUGUGAGUGGAAGGGCGCGCUCUUCAAAACGGGAGUUUUUUAGUUAGAGAAGGAGGUAUUUUGCUUAUUUUUGAGAGUUCCCGGAUGCAAGAUGGUAUGUUUUUUUGCCAUUGGAUCAGGUCCGCCAUGGCAUGAGUCUCACUCAAUAUUUAAAGAAAAUUCUGUUUAAAUUUUUGCCAGGUUUCUUCGAAAUUGCCAUAAAUAAUACUUUCAGGGCCGCUUCAAUGCUGAUGUUGGGCAUGCGAUUCUGACGAAUUUGGCACUUGGCCCGGCCCUUGGUUUUAUCGCGUUAUGCGGUUUGAUUCAUAAUGUCUUUUCCGAAAUGUGGGAAACGGCGGCUUCGGCUAUGCUUCUCCUAGUUGGAUCAUAUUUAUGUGUGUGCGGUCUUAUAAUGGCCGACCGACACGUUGACGACAUGCGUAAGAAUUUUUUAUUUUUCAGCGCAAAACUUUUGGCUAUAACUAAUUUUCAAUUCUUAAUUUUUUCAGUCCACUUGAACAUUACGGGUUUCACUAACAACCCUUCAUACAACAAGGUCUGGGGCCCGGUUAUUUAUAUGUACGGCUGUUCUUUUUUGGUGUAUAGUUUUAUUUGUGUCGUGGCCUUAUUCACUUUAAAAAUUUGA